Messenger RNA from Physella acuta, 2382 nucleotides. RefSeq lists its product as uncharacterized. NCBI's taxonomy places the organism in Eukaryota, Metazoa, Mollusca, Gastropoda, Physidae. The record is from RefSeq and is a predicted model, not a curated record.
AUGUUUGUGUACCGACGUGUCCAGUCUGUCCAGUCACCGGAUGUUUGUGUACCGACGUGUCCAGUCACCGGAUGUUUGUGUACCGACGUGUCCAGUCACCGGAUGUUUGUGUACCGACGUGUCCAGUCACCAGAUGUUUGUGUACCAACGUGUCCAGUCACCGGAUGUUUGUGUACCGACCUGUCCAGUCAGUCCAGUCACCGGAUGUUUGUGUACCGACGUGUCCAGUCAGUCCAGUCACCGGAUGUUUGUGUACCGACGUGUCCAGUCACCGGAUGUUUGUGUACCAACGUGUCCAGUCAGUCCAGUCACCGGAUGUUUGUGUACCGACGUGUCCAGUCACCGGAUGUUUGUGUACCGACGCGUCCAGUCACCGGAUGUUUGUGUACCGACGUGUCCAGUCACCGGAUGUUUGUGUACCGACGUGUCCAGUCACCGGAUUUUUGUGUACCGACGUGUCCAGUCAGUCCAGUCACCGGAUGUUUGUGUACCGACGUGUCCAGUCACCGGAUGUUUGUGUACCGACUUGUCCAGUCAGUCCAGUCACCGGAUGUUUGUGUACCGACGUGUCCAGUCAGUCCAGUCAUCGGAUGUUUGUGUACCGACGUGUCCAGUCACCGGAUGUUUGUGCACCGACGUGUCCAGUCACCGGAUGGUUGUGUACCGACGUGUCCAGUCACCGGAUGGUUGUGUACCGACGUGUCCAGUCACCAGAUGUUUGUGUACCGACGUGUCCAGUCAGUCCAGUCACCGGAUGUUUGUGUACCGACGUGUCCAGUCAGUCCAGUCACCAGAUGUUUGUGUACCGACGUGUCCAGUCAGUCCAGUCACCGGAUGUUUGUGUACCGACGUGUCCAGUCAGUCCAGUCACCAGAUGUUUGUGUACCGACGUGUCCAGUCAGUCAAGUCACCGGAUGUUUGUGUACCGACGUGUCCAGUCAGUCCAGUCACCGGAUGUUUGUGUACCGACGUGUCCAGUCACCGGAUGUUUGUGUACCGACGUGUCCAGUCACCGGAUGUUUGUGUACCGACGUGUCCAGUCACCGGAUGUUUGUGUACCGACGUGUCCAGUCACCGGAUGUUUGUGUACCGACGUGUCCAGUCACCGGAUGUUUGUGUACCGACGUGUCCAGUCACCAGAUGUUUGUGUACGGACGUGUCCAGUCACCAGAUGUUUGUGUACCGACGUGUCCGGUCACCGGAUGUUUGUGUACCGACGUGUCCAGUCACCGGAUGUUUGUGUACCGACGUGUCCAGUCACCGGAUGUUUGUGUACCGACGUGUCCAGUCACCGGAUGUUUGUGUACCAACGUGUCCAGUCACCAGAUGUUUGUGUACGGACGUGUCCAGUCACCAGAUGUUUGUGUACCGACGUGUCCAGUCACCGGAUGUUUGUGUACCGACGUGUCCAGUCACCGGAUGUUUGUGUACCGACGUGUCCAGUCACCGGAUGUUUGUGUACCGACGUGUCCAGUCACCGGAUGUUUGUGUACCGACGUGUCCAGUCACCGGAUGUUUGUGUACCGACGUGUCCAGUCACCGGAUGUUUGUGUACCGACGUGUCCAGUCACCAGAUGUUUGUGUACGGACGUGUCCAGUCACCGGAUGUUUGUGUACCGACGUGUCCAGUCACCGGAUGUUUGUGUACCGACGUGUCCAGUCACCGGAUGUUUGUGUACCGACGUGUCCAGUCACCGGAUGUUUGUGUACCGACGUGUCCAGUCACCGGAUGUUUGUGUACCGACGUGUCCAGUCACCAGAUGUUUGUGUACGGACGUGUCCAGUCACCAGAUGUUUGUGUACCGACGUGUCCAGUCACCAGAUGUUUGUGUACGGACGUGUCCAGUCACCAGAUGUUUGUGUACCGACGUGUCCAGUCACCGGAUGUUUGUGUACCGACGUGUCCAGUCACCGGAUGUUUGUGUACCGACGUUUCCAGUCACCGGAUGUUUGUGUACCGACGUGUCCAGUCACCGGAUGUUUGUGUACCGACGUGUCCAGUCACCGGAUGUUUGUGUACCGACGUGUCCAGUCACCGGAUGUUUGUGUACCGACGUGUCCAGUCACCGGAUGUUUGUGUACCGACGUGUCCAGUCACCGGAUGUUUGUGUACCGACGUGUCCAGUCACCGGAUGUUUGUGUACCAACGUGUCCAGUCACCGAAUGUUUGUGUACCGACGUGUCCAGUCACCGGAUGUUUGUGUACCGACGUGUCCAGUCACCGGAUGUUUGUGUACCAACGUGUCCAGUCACCGGAUGUUUGUGUACCGACGUGUCCAGUCACCGGAUGUUUGUGUACCGACGUGUCCAGUCACCGGAUGUUUGUGUACCGACGUGUCCAGUCACCGAAUGUGUGACCAUCAAGAUUUGCUCCUGCCUUGA